AUGCCCAGGUACACGGUGCACGUGCGCGGGGAAUGGCUGGCCGUGCCCUGCCGGGACGCGCAGCUCACGGUGGGCUGGCUGGGCCGUGAGGCCAUCAAGAGGUACGUCAAGAAUAAGCCAGACAACGGCGGCUUCGCCUCGGUGGACGACGUGCGCUUCCUCGUGCGCCGAUGCAAAGGCCUGGGACUCCUGGACGACGAGGACCCGCUUCAGGUGGCCCUGGAGGACAACGAGUUCGUGGAAGUGGUUAUAGAAGGGGAUGCCAUGUCUCCCGACUUCAUUCCAUCACAACCAGAAGGAGUUUACCUAUACAGCAAAUACCGGGAGCCUGAAAAGUACAUCGCCUUAGAUGGGGACAGCCUGACCACAGAGGAUCUGGUCAACUUGGGAAAAGGAUACUACAAAAUAAAGCUCACCCCAACUGCGGAAAAGAAGGUGCAAAAAUCCAGGGAAGUCAUAGAUAGCAUCAUAAAAGAAAAAACUGUUGUUUACGGUAUCACUACAGGUUUUGGGAAAUUUGCCAGAACUAUAAUUCCUGUCAAUAAGCUAGAAGAGCUGCAGGUCAACCUAGUACGUUCACAUUCUUCAGGUGUUGGGAAACCACUAAUCCCUGAGAGAUGUCGGAUGCUCCUGGCUUUAAGGAUCAAUGUCUUAGCCAAAGGAUACAGUGGCAUUUCCCUGGAGACCCUCAAGCAAGUUAUCGAAGUAUUCAAUGCCUCCUGCCUGCCCUACGUUCCAGAGAAAGGAACGGUUGGUGCCAGUGGAGACCUUGCACCUCUCUCUCAUCUUGCUCUUGGGCUAAUUGGAGAAGGGAAGAUGUGGUCUCCAAAGAGUGGCUGGGCUGAUGCUAAAUACGUCUUGGAGGCUCAUGGAUUGAAACCAGUUGUUUUGAAACCAAAAGAGGGUCUGGCACUCAUCAACGGGACACAGAUGAUCACCUCCCUGGGCUGCGAAGCUGUGGAGAGAGCCAGUGCUAUUGCACGUCAGGCUGACAUCGUGGCGGCCCUGACCCUUGAGGUGCUGAAAGGCACCACCAAAGCCUUCGAUACUGACAUUCAUGCUGUUCGCCCUCAUCGUGGGCAAGUUGAAGUGGCUUUUCGGUUUCGGUCACUCUUGGACUCGGAUCACCACCCUUCUGAAAUAGCAGAAAGUCACAGGUUCUGUGAUCGUGUUCAGGACGCAUAUACCUUGCGCUGCUGUCCACAGGUGCAUGGUGUGGUGAAUGACACAAUAGCGUUUGUGAAGAACAUCAUUACCACAGAACUUAAUAGUGCAACAGACAAUCCUAUGGUAUUUGCCAGUAGGGGAGAGACUAUUUCUGGAGGAAACUUCCAUGGUGAAUACCCAGCCAAAGCCCUGGACUAUUUGGCCAUUGGAGUUCAUGAGCUUGCUGCUAUUAGUGAAAGAAGAAUCGAAAGGCUCUGUAACCCCUCCCUCAGCGAGCUGCCUGCCUUCCUGGUUGCUGAGGGUGGUCUGAACUCGGGAUUCAUGAUUGCACAUUGUACAGCUGCAGCCCUCGUUUCUGAGAACAAGGCUCUGUGCCACCCCUCCUCGGUGGACUCUCUCUCCACCAGCGCGGCCACAGAGGACCAUGUCUCCAUGGGAGGAUGGGCAGCAAGGAAGGCACUUCGGGUCAUCGAGCAUGUGGAGCAAGUGCUGGCCAUCGAACUUCUGGCAGCCUGCCAGGGCAUAGAGUUUCUACGCCCCCUGAGAACAACUACUCCUCUGGAAAAAGUAUAUGACCUGGUGCGCUCUGUUGUAAGGCCCUGGAUAAAAGAUCGCUUCAUGGCCCCAGACAUUGAGGCAGCGCACAGGCUGCUCCUGGAACAGAAGGUUUGGGAAGUAGCUGCACCAUACAUAGAAAAAUACAGAAUGGAACAUAUUCCAGAAUCCAGACCAGUUUCUCCAACAGCCUUUUCACUGGAAUUCCUACAUAAGAAUUUCAUCAAAAUCCCAGAGUCUGGGGAUCUUUAA
Prionailurus viverrinus (fishing cat) is the source of this 1974-nucleotide messenger RNA. It is a transcript of the gene HAL, whose product is annotated as histidine ammonia-lyase. The record is from RefSeq and is a predicted model, not a curated record. Gene Ontology annotation, cellular component: cytoplasm. The transcript is spliced from 20 exons. Gene Ontology annotation, molecular function: histidine ammonia-lyase activity. Gene Ontology annotation, biological process: L-histidine catabolic process. NCBI's taxonomy places the organism in Eukaryota, Metazoa, Chordata, Mammalia, Carnivora, Felidae. Bases 1 to 1974 code for a protein of 657 amino acids.